AUGGCGGAGCCCGGGCCGGGUGGGAGAGGGGCGCGGCGGCGGCGGCGGCGGGGGGCACGGGACCGGGGGGCACGGGAGCGGGGGGCACGGGAGGGGGCGGCCGAGGAGCCAGCCGGGGCCGGCGGGGGGCUGAUGCGGGCCCCCGCCCUGCCCCUGCCCCUUCUGCUGCCCCUGCUGCUCCUCCCGGUGCUGAGCGCCCUGCUGCUGGCCGCCGGAGCGGGACCCCACCCCGGACACGGACACGGACACGGACCCGGACCCGACCCCGAUUUGGCCGAAAGGAAGAUCUCAGCAUUGAAGAUGGAUCAGGCUUUGCUGCUCGUCCACAGCGAAUCGCGCCAUAAGAAUGUGACGGUCUACUGGCUCUCUGAUCAUUGUUACCAGUGUUUAUAUCAAGUUCUUGUAACGCUUCCCAAGAGCCCAGAACUGGGAAAACCUAGCAUUGAAGCUGUUGCUGUGAAUACCCAGCACCCGAUUAUUCUGCAACUUAAUGAUACCGUGGAAGAAAGAGAAAUUUGUAGGCUACACUACAGCUUCGGAGAAUUUGGAAACUAUUCUCUCUGGGUAAAAUAUCAUCCUGAUGUUGCUGAUGAAAUUGCCUGUAACAUAGUCGUCAAUAAAGAUCCGAUCAGCACUUUCUUCCCUAUCUUGGUUGCAUUUCUUAUUUACAUGGCAAUUCUCAUUAGCAUGACCCUAGGACAUUUCUUUGUGAAACUUGAUCCUGUCCGGAAUUGGCUGUACAAAAAAAUGAAUCCCAGGGAAACGGACCGUCUCAUUAAUUCCGAGCUUGGCUCUCCAACCAGGGCAGAUCCCUACAACAGCGACCUACAAGCUGAAGUCUGGAGAUCCCCCUCACCGCAGCGUCUUCGUUCCCUAGAUACAUUCAGAGGGUUUUCUCUCAUCAUUAUGGUUUUUGUUAAUUAUGGAGGAGGAAAAUACUGGUUCUUUAAACACGAGAGUUGGAAUGGAUUGACAGUGGCUGACCUGGUAUUUCCAUGGUUUGUGUUUAUCAUGGGGUCUUCAAUUGCCCUCUCACUGAGUUCCAUGCUGCGGCGAGGUUAUUCUAAAUGGCGAUUGCUGUGGAAAAUUCUUUGGAGGAGUUCUCUGCUGUUCCUCAUAGGAGUCCUAAUAGUGAACCCCAAUUAUUGCCUUGAACCAUUGUCCUGGGAUCAGCUGCGAAUUCCCGGUGUACUUCAACGGUUGGGAUUUACCUACCUUGUGGUUGCCACUUUGGAACUCCUCUUUGCCAAAGCCGUGCCUGAGAACAAUACCCUGGAGAGGAGAUGUUGUUCUCUUCAGGAAAUCAUACCGUAUUGGCCGCAGUGGAUUUUCAUUGUGAUGCUGGAAGCAGCUUGGCUUUGCCUGACUUUCUUAUUACCAGUACCAGGCUGUCCAACGGGUUACCUUGGUCCUGGUGGGAUUGGAGAUUUUGGAAAAUAUCCAAAUUGUACCGGGGGAGCCGCUGGUUACAUAGACCAUUUGCUUCUGGGAGAAAAUCACAUUUACCAGCAUCCGUCUCCUAACGUUCUGUACCACACCAAAGUGGCCUACGACCCAGAAGGAAUCUUGGGGACCAUCAAUUCCAUUGUGAUGGCAUUUUUGGGAGUUCAGGCAGGAAAAAUACUCUUAUUUUACAAAGAUCAGCACCAGCAAAUAAUGCUUAGGUUCCUUACCUGGAGUGUUAUUAUGGGGCUUAUUUCUGGUGCUUUGACCGAAUUUUCACAAAAUGAAGGCUUUAUCCCAAUAAACAAGAAUCUCUGGUCCGUUUCCUACGUGACCACUCUGAGCUGCUUCGCCUUCGUGGCCCUGUUGCUGAUCUACUACUUUGUGGAUGUGAAGGGGCUGUGGUCCGGCGCGCCGUUCUUUUACCCAGGAAUGAAUUCCAUCCUGGUUUAUGUCGGACAUGAAGUGUUUGAAAACUAUUUCCCCUUUCAGUGGAAGAUGCGGGACAGCCAGUCACAUGCUGAACACUUGACUCAGAACCUGGUUGCCACCUCCAUCUGGGUCAUCAUUUCUGCAAACCAGAGUGGCCCGGUAGAAAGGGCACAGGCCUGGGAAUUACAAGACGUGGAUCCUAAUCCCAACUCCACCACAUGCAUGCCGUGUGACCUUGGGUGACUGCCAAGUCAGCCACCCCGCUUCGCACUCUCCACCUCUCCGGGCAGUUUGUUGUGUUGCCGCUACCGUGGCCGUGAUGACAGGGGAUCUGAAAAGCGGAGGACGUCCAAGAAGAAAAAGAUCCAUCUGACAAAAGCCCCAACCAGACCGCCAGGGCGGGACCCAACAGUGACAUUCAAGUAAGUGGCAGCGGGUCGCUGCAGUUUCCCUUCUGAUACUCAUAUGUCUAUCACGCCAGGUGGCAUGGUCAGCCUCUCCCACAGGGCAAGAACAGCAGCUGCUCUUUCAAUUAAUCAAUCAAUCCUAUUUAUUGGGCGCUUACUGUGUGCACAGCACUGUACUAAGCGCUUUCAACCUACCUCAGCCUCCUGUCUUGUCUGAUUCCUGUUCAGGAACUAGCUCUCUCUCCUUCCCUCCCCAAACUGCCAGGCAGCCUGGAUUCUGGGGCAUAUUCCGAAGAUGCUUCGGGAAGGGGCUGGAGCGAUGGCAAAGUUAGACUAUAAGCUCAUUACGGGCAGGGAACGUCUCUAAUUCUGUGGUUUUGUACUUUUCCAAGUGCUUAGUACAGUGCUCUGCACAUGGUAAGCACUCAAUAAAUACCUUUGAUUGAUUAUCGAUCAUCUGAGCCCGGGCCUGCUGGAGAGAGGGGGAUAAAGGAAGAGGUUGUAAGGCUUUACCUGCCCGAGGCACUGCUGUUUAACGUCGGGUGGAGCCUAGAGCAGCAUGUUUGUCCUGUGCAGAUUCAACCUUCAGAUGAAUUUCUGGUCUUGGAAAAUUAUCUUCCAAAAAAUGCACUUGCCAUCUCUCACCAAGGUCAUAGUGUUAUAUAUAACGACCUCAUUAGAUCUGAUGAAUCCCGAUGUCACGGCUGACUUCCAUGCUCACUCAGUCUGAACCAGCUGAACUCCGUCCUCUCACUGAACCUGUCACUUGAGAUGAAUGGAUCUGUUUUUCUAGCGCCUGGGUUAAAAGAGUACAGUCUUGUGCCAAAGAACAAAUGUGCUAAGGAAAGUGUGGCAAGCCGAUGUUUAGAUAGGAAGAUGUUAGAGGAUGCAACAGUCCAGAAUAAGAAAUGAUGUGAGGCUUGGGGCAUCCGUAACCAAGAUAACCAAAUAAUGUAUAAUUCCCAAACUCUGAAACUAAUUCUUUUAAAAGCUGUAAUGGAUCAGAUUUGUUUUGGUUAGGGUGUUCUCACAUGCGUUCAUUCAUGGACUGGAUUUUUCCACUGCCAGUAAAUGCCAUUUUAAUUCUAUCAGUAGAUAUUAGGGAAUACAAUAAUGUCUAAUUCCCAAACUCCGAAACUAAUUCUUUUAAAAGCUGUAAUGGAUCAGAUUUGGUUAGAGUGUUCUCACACGCGUUCAUUUAUGGACUGGAUUUUUCCACUGCCAGUAAAUGCCAUUUUAAUUCUAUCAGUAGAUAUUAGGGAAUACAAUAAUGUAUAAUUCCCAAACUCUGAAACUAAUUCUUUUAAAAGCUGUAAUGGAUCAGAUUUGGUUAGAGUGUUCUCACAUGCGUUCA
Messenger RNA from Tachyglossus aculeatus (Australian echidna), 3636 nucleotides. RefSeq names its product heparan-alpha-glucosaminide N-acetyltransferase (gene HGSNAT). The coding region runs from base 1 to 2118 and encodes 705 amino acids. Gene Ontology annotation, biological process: transmembrane transport; lysosomal transport. NCBI's taxonomy places the organism in Eukaryota, Metazoa, Chordata, Mammalia, Monotremata, Tachyglossidae. The transcript is spliced from 20 exons. The record is from RefSeq and is a predicted model, not a curated record. Gene Ontology annotation, cellular component: lysosomal membrane.